GUAACGCCCAUUUGGGCCAUCCUUAACCAUGCCGUCUUUCGUGAUGCGGAGCGACGACCUCCUCAUCGCUCAAUGGAAAAUAUGAGAUGUGAAAAGUUUAGUAAGAGGAGAAGGAGGACGUGGAAGAACAGGAGGAAGACUUUGACACGACUUCGGUUCACUAAUCUGAGGAUAACUAUUCAACCCGAGAUGUUUUCUGCCCCCACCGACGAUUCACAGCAGAGAUGUUAACAACGCGACUCUUUUCCUGACAUGAACUCCGAGAAACUGAACCAGCAAACUUAGUUUGACGCUCCAGAGUCUAACGUCUCGACUCUCUGGUCUCCAGCGGACUGCUAUCUUCUCCUUGUCCCAGUCUGUGAGCUGUGGUCCUGAUGGGAGACUGGAGCGCUCUGGGGAAACUGCUGGACAAAGUCCAGGCCUACUCCACGGCCGGAGGCAAGGUAUGGCUCUCCGUCCUCUUCAUCUUCCGUAUCCUGGUCAUCGGUACUGCGGUGGAGUCUGCGUGGGGCGACGAGCAGUCGGCCUUCAAGUGCAACACCGCCCAGCCGGGCUGUGAGAACGUCUGCUACGACAGCUCCUUCCCCAUCAGCCACGCACGCUUCUGGGUCCUGCAGAUCAUCUUCGUCUCCACGCCAACGCUGCUCUACCUCUGCCACAUCUUCUACCUCAUCCACAAGGAGGAAAAGCUGAAGGUGAAGGGGGAGCGGCUGAGAGAACUUCAGACCAAAGGACAGGAUGUGGAGCGAUCGCUGAGGAAACUGGAGCUGAGGAAGAUGAAGUACGGCAUCGAGAAGAACGGAAAGGUGAAGAUGAAAGGAGCUCUGCUCAGGACCUACAUCUUCAGCAUCCUGCUCAAGUCCUUCUUUGAGGUGGGCUUCCUGCUGCUGCAGUGGCACAUCUACGGCUUCAGCCUGGCGUCGCGCUACGAGUGCGAGGCGUACCCCUGCCCCCACCGCACCGACUGCUUCCUGUCGCGGCCCACCGAGAAGACCAUCUUCAUCGUCUUCAUGCUGGUGGUCUCCCUGGUGUCCCUGCUGCUCAACCUCAUCGAGCUCUUCUACGUCACCUACAAGUGGGUCAAGGACACCAUGAGGGCGUCCGAGGGCCAGCAGCUCCACCCCCGCCUCCGCCUGCUGCCGGGGGCCGGAGGAGGAGUGGGAGGAGGAGGAGUGGGAGGAGAAGGAGGAGGAGCGCCGUACCACUACUGCAACGGCUGCCCCCCCCCCUCCGCCCCUGUCUACAACCUGGACGCCACGGCGACGGUGGCAAGGGGCGACUCGGUGAACAACUACAACAAGACGGCGAGCGAACAGAACUGGACCAACUUCAGCACGGAGCAGAACCAGCUGGGCCGCUCUCCGCCCCGUCGCCACGGCAGCCAGCGCAGUACCGGCAAGAACAACAACAACAACAAUAACCACAACAACAAGGCCGGCGCCGACGCCAGUGACUGCAAUCGCGACAGCCCUGCCUUCCUGGGCCCCGCCUUCGUAGGCCCCGCCCACGGCCAGCCACCGCCUUCGGACAAGGUGGAGACCAAGGAGCUUCACCUCCUCCGGGGGCUGGAGCCGCGGCCCGGCAGCCGCGCCUCCAGCCGCGCCCGCACCGACGACCUGGACAUCUGAGGGGGGGGGAGCUGGAGAACCCAGGAGGAAGCUGGAGACGCUUUAAGGGACUCUCCAACACGCUUAGCUUGAGACUCUUUUAAGGGAGCUGGAGAGGUUCUUAAGGGAGCUGGAGAGGUUCUUAAGGGAGCUGGAGAGGUUCUUAAGGGAGCUGGAGAGGUUCUUAAGGGAGCUGGAGACGUUCUUAAGGGAGCUGGAGACGUUCUUAAGGAGGCUGGAGACGCUUUGAGGGAGCUUGAGAGGUUCUUAAGGGAGCUCGAGAGGUUCUUAAGGGGAGUGUUCGCUGCGCUGCCAUGCAUCGUCAAAACGAAAGCGCUAGCUUGUUCUGGCGAGUCGAGACUUAUGUUCUUGUCGGAGAGUGAAGAAGCGUUUUUUCUUUCCUGUGGAACAAUCCGGGUCAUUGUUGUCAUGGCUACGUGGACUGAGAUGUCCGACACUACGAGGGGAAGCACCACCCAUUGACUCCAACAAUGGGAGGAGCUGGUUUCCUGGAUCCAUUGUUUCUGCUGGGAAGCGGCCGUGGCGAUCUGCUGGAGGUAUUUGAACUGUGUGUCCACUGCUCUUCAGCGAUGCCUUAAGAACUCAAGUCUUAUUUUUGAUGUUGUACUUUCUGAGCUGUACGUUAAUGGGCUUUAGAGAGAGCAGAAAAGAGCAGAGAGAACAAGACUUUGAAACUAAACUACCAAAACCAACGAUCUUCUUCUUCUUCUUCCAUUAUUUCUCCAACGCGGAGAAGUUCUGCAUCUGAUUCCCUGAACGAUGGAAUCCACUCAGAAAUUAGCAAGAAUCAAAAUCUAAACUGUCUCAGACAGUCAAACUCAAACAGAUAUUCAAAAAAGUGUGUUUCCUGCUCUAAAAGCUGAUUUAAGUCAUAUCUCUUAAAAGCUCCCUACAGCAACCUUUGUGCCUUAAGUGAUGAAUGGUUUUCAAAACCACUCACCACAAAUGUAGUACAUGUCUUUCUCAGUGUGAGUCUUUUGGAUAUCAGUAUUUUCUGUAAUGUAGUUUUAGAGAUUUUUUUAGUAUUUUUAAGGAGUCAUUUUCCGCUAUUUUUACAAAGUGUUACCAGUAAGUAUGAUCAUCGUUCCAGAGAUAUUUAAUGUUCUUUGUUAGUUGGUUGUUUGAUUAAGAGAUUGAUUCAUAGAGCGAAUGACUGUUAGAACAGAUUACGUAUUUAUUAUUUUAUUUGUCUGUAUUUUUAUUUUGCUGAAGAAUAUAUUUUAUAUCCUGACAAACUUUGAAUAAUAAUUGUAAAUCAAACUUGAAAAAUGAACAAAGCAAAAAAAAAAACGUUUUAUGUUUGUUCAUUCUCUCAACGUGAUGCCACCUUUGGUGAUCAUUAAAUCAGAAUUUAGAAAUUAUAGAAAAGGACGAGCGGCGUUUCAGGAUCUUCUGCACAAAAGUGGGCGACUUUAUAAUCUUUGUCUCCAGAAUGACAUUAAUUAUCCUGUGUCUCAUUGCAGGAUUACAUUCUUGUUUCAUCACAGCUCAAAAUACGUUGUCAGCAAGGUUACCUUCCCGUUUCUAGAGAUCUUCAAGCCAUUAGCCAAUUAGCCGUGUUUUACUCGAGCUCAUGGGCUCAGGAUGUGUCCCCAACACCCAACCCAUUAUUUCUAAAUCAAUGAUUUUGUUUAAGAUAUGUAUUUAGUAGAAGCAGACUCUAAACCCCUUUUUAAAGGUUGGGUAUGGGAUUUGCGAAACGCCAGCAGAUUUUGAAAAAACACAACUCAAAUGGUCCUACCCCCUCUCCUUCAACGCUGACUGACUCCACCCAUUCCAAAUACAUGGACGCGCAAUCAUGCACGAGCGCGAACACAGAUGCGCGAGAGCGAGCCAUUAGCUAGUUAGCUAGCUCCAGUAGCUACCGCAGGAUAACAACAAACAGAAGCUUGCUCUGGGUCACGAGCUUUGAGUAUGUGCACGAAGGGGUCACGCGCGGGGGGAGUGCAGUACGUACUUACCGUCCAAUGCCACUCGGUGGGUCUGGAAAUCAUUGGCUGAGUUUUUUGAGCUCACAGAUGAUUGACUUUAAUUUUCAUGUCAGUACUUCUAACUCAGUGGCUGUAAGUGGGUUAUGAUAAGGAUUUCAAGUAAUUUAAUAACAAUCUAUAGCCAAAUUGUCGAAAAUGCCAGAGAAUCUCCGGAAAUAUCAGCAUGGGAAAUCGGCGCAUCAGACCCAUAAACCUAUACAGAAAGACGUCAUCUCAAGCGGGAGAGAACGUUUGCGGUGCUGGUUUGUGUCACGUAAGUACAGGGCUCUCAAGUCUCAUGCAUUCGGCGUGAGACACACGCAAUUCAACCCAUGCACACACUCGAACCUGGUCUCACGAUAAUACGUGAAACUGUCACGUUAUUUAAUCUAUUGAAACGUGAUCAGGGACACGUAUUUUCUAAAUUUUGUUUUUCAAUUGGAAGUAUUUGUCGUGUCACUAUAAGCACGACUUCCAAACUAAAGUUCUGCCCGGGAGCAUUCUCCCUAAUGUCCCUUAAGGAGCUCCGUACAGAUCAUUCAUUGUUGAAAAUUGUCUGUGAUAACUAACAAAUGACAGCUUUUGGCCACCCGUUUCUACUUAAAAUUGUCUGUGAUAACUAACAAUAUGACAGCUUUUGGCCACCCGUUUCUACUUUCACCUUUGAUUCUGAGAAAUUGUGACAAUUCACGGAUAUAUUAAAUGCAGGUGCGCUGCUCUGUAGGCAAACCGCGAAGGAAAAAAGGUUAGCUGCUUCAUCUGUUCUUUUUAGAAUUGUAUGUCUUGAUGUUUAUUUUAUCUAGCCAUCUAUUCUCUUGUUUUUGGCUAUGUGAAUGAAAGUCCGCGUCGAUGCCUCGCAAGUCCAGUGUCGCGAGCGGACGUUGCCAUGACAUCUAGAAAUCAUACCGUAUUUAAUGGGUUAUCAUUAAUAUUGAUGUGUAGGGGUUGAUUAUAACUCGUGAAUAAUAUUGUUUAUACCACGGUCUGGGGGAAUACUCGUAUUCUGAUUGGCUGCAGGGCGUGCAUUAACUCCUGAUAUAGGCCUACAGACACCUGCUAAGUAGUUCCAGUCAGUGUUUAGAUUCUCUGCCCGAGCCCGACGCGGGCCGGGUCGGGCCGAUAUUUCCCACCACUAUCCUCGGGCCGGGCCUUUGAUCGAGCUUUUUAUUUUUAUUUUAUCAUUGGUUUAUUGGCCUAAUCGGAGGAGAAAUCUAUGCCAUAAACAAAUUAUAGGCCUUUAUUACAAGGGUCCUCUCAAUGCCGUGGAACGCUCCGUUCACUUGCAUGGGUAGUAGUCCCGUGACUUGUCAACCCCAGCGUCUUCCGUUGCUAAGCGACGUCACCGUCUUUGCGGACAAAUUAUUUCUCUGCUGAUCAACACUACGAAUGGCCAAAAGACUUGUAUGCCCCCCCUUAAAUAAAUAAUAUGGCAGAAUUAUUAUUAUUAUUAUUCUCAUUCAACUUGAACAUGUGUUUUUACACUAGAGUGGUGGAGGGAUGACGUAUGUUGGCCAACCCGGAAGUGAGCGUCGCCCUGGGUUCCCUUGACAAAAAGCCAAUGGGUUUUUCCAUUGGAUUUUGGAUUAUUGCAGAAACAUUUGCAUCUUUGAAGCACCUCCUCAAAAACUGAAAAUAAAUAAAUAAAUAAAAAUAACCGUGCUCUAAAGAACGAAAUGUAAACCAAUGCAUUCUGAAUGGGAGCGUUUCUCAGAUUUUUCCAUGCUACACAGAACGAAAUGUAAACCCAUGCAAAUAAAGACUUCAUGGUCAUAAUAAUUUAAAUAUCAUUAAUCUCCUGAGUGUGUAGGGUGGUAUUCUAUUUUUUUCAACGGGCUGCAUCCAGUCACUUGGCCGUCAUGGUUGCUAUGGUGGUUGCUAUCGACCGCCCCCCUCUAAUCCUUACAUGGCUCUAAAAACCACGCGGCAAAGGAGCUGCCGUCAAUUGUCUUGUUUUUGUCCGAUGGUUAAAAAAUAGACAGAUAUUCCAAGGUAUCCUUAAAAGGCAGCUUGGAUGUUUUUAUUUUCUGCAGUUUAGACUUCGUCUAUAACCUAUUUUUGAAAGCAAAACUCAUUGAUUUAACGAGGCAGGGUUAUUUGAAACAAUUUAUUGAAUAAAUAUUUGUGAGAGGUCAUUCCUUCUCCUGAGUUUGCUUCCUAUUUAUGUCUAGUGGUACACCCCUACCGUCCACAAGCAUACCCCUCCCCAUAUGGAUUUGGAGAAUUGUUGCCACGUCCCAGUGGUGGAGGUAUCAUAAAGAGGGCAUUCAAUUAUACUACAAUGAUCAAUUAGGAGGCCGAAGCCCUAAAGGAAGUGAUGCAAUAGGUGACUGAGGGUCAAC
Molecule: messenger RNA, 5937 nt
Organism: Gadus chalcogrammus (walleye pollock)
Lineage: Eukaryota; Metazoa; Chordata; Actinopteri; Gadiformes; Gadidae
Product: gap junction alpha-1 protein-like
Exons: 6
Coding region: 375-1628 (417 amino acids)
Biological process (GO): cell communication
Cellular component (GO): connexin complex
Source: RefSeq, a predicted model, not a curated record